AUGGAUAAAAAAUUGAUAAUUGGGAAAUUUUUUGGAAUUUUUAAGGAAUCAAUAAAAAGAUUUAGAAUAUUAUUAUUAAUUUCUAAUAUAAUUAUUGGUGGUGGUGGAGAUUAUGAAGAACAAUAAGGAAUUGGAUAAAAAGUUGGUAAAUGGAUUGAGGAUAGUGACAUGUUUUUUUGGUAAAUUUUACUAUUUAAAUAAUUAUAAUUGUAGUUGGAGAUAAAUUACUAAUGCAGGUGAAUAUAAGUAAGGGGAAAAAAUCGGCAAAUGGGAGAUCUAUAAUCAUUAAGCCGGAAAAAAUUAAUUGGUGUAAGUAUUUCAUUAAUAUCAAUAGUGGUUGUGGGUCAUAUGACUAUGAAGGAAAUGAAAUUAGAUUGGAAGCUGGAUUGAAAUAAGUGAUUACUUUUAUGUGUAAUAGAAAAAAAUUAGUUUAUAAUUAGCAAAAGUUAAGUAACCUAUAAAGGGGAUUAUAAAAAUGAAAAGAAAGUUGGUGGUAGACCUACUUUUAACAAAAUUAUGGAGCUUAUUAAAUUGAAUUAAUGGAUAUUUUAAAUUUUAAUGAAUUUUAGAGGUGGAGGUUAUUUGAUUUAACUUAUUAUAUAUCAUUUAUAAAAUAAUAGUACAAUCAAGUGAUAUGUAGUGGUGAAUAUAACGAUGGUAAAAAACAUGGUAUUUGGAAGGAAAAGUAGAGAAUUGGAGAGAAAAAGAAUUUAAAAAAAA
This is a messenger RNA of Paramecium sonneborni, 720 nucleotides long. NCBI's taxonomy places the organism in Eukaryota, Ciliophora, Oligohymenophorea, Peniculida, Parameciidae. The record is from the annotation of a GenBank genome assembly.